Melanaphis sacchari is the source of this 1882-nucleotide messenger RNA. RefSeq names its product cAMP-dependent protein kinase catalytic subunit (gene Pka-C1). Gene Ontology annotation, cellular component: nucleus; cAMP-dependent protein kinase complex. Gene Ontology annotation, biological process: peptidyl-serine phosphorylation. The transcript is spliced from 2 exons. Gene Ontology annotation, molecular function: cAMP-dependent protein kinase activity; ATP binding. The record is from RefSeq and is a predicted model, not a curated record. Lineage: Eukaryota; Metazoa; Arthropoda; Insecta; Hemiptera; Aphididae. Bases 281 to 1387 code for a protein of 368 amino acids.
GCUGGUCGAUCGGCCAUUUUGAGAAUUUUUGGUCGGGGGAAAAGGAAAAAUUCUUUUCCUAUCAAUUUUUUUUAUUGACCAUUUUGUUUAUGUAUUUUCGAGAUUUUAAUCCCCUUACUGAUUCUCGUUAGUCGUUGAUUAAAUAAUAAAUUAUGACAGUGCUCGAUCGUUUGCGAAUAUCGCCGUCGUUUCGCCGAACCAGCCUCGUCCGAUUUUGAGUUGACCGUGCAGCGGACGUUCGGUGCAGCACGUUAAAAAAUCAGCUGUACGUCGUUAGUUAAUGACAACUCGUUCGUCGGGAGCCCUGGAAGGUAAAAAAGCGAACGCAAUGGGCAACGCCGCGACGGCUAAUAAGAAAGGCGACUCGGCUGAGAGCGUCAAAGAGUUCCUCGACCAGGCCAAGGAGGACUUCGAGGAGAAGUGGAAAAAGAACCCCACGAACACGGCGGCCCUUGAAGACUUUGACCGUAUCAAGACGUUGGGUACUGGCUCAUUUGGUCGUGUCAUGAUUGUACAACAUAAGGCUUCCAAGGAGUAUUAUGCUAUGAAAAUACUUGAUAAACAGAAAGUGGUGAAGUUGAAACAGGUAGAACAUACAUUGAACGAAAAAAGAAUUUUACAAGCAAUUAGUUUCCCGUUCCUCGUCAGUUUGAAAUAUCACUUCAAGGACAAUUCCAAUUUAUAUAUGGUGCUUGAAUAUGUGCCAGGAGGUGAAAUGUUCUCUCACCUGCGAAAGGUUGGCCGUUUCAGCGAGCCACAUUCGCGUUUUUACGCGGCUCAAAUAGUGCUAGCAUUCGAGUAUCUACACUAUCUUGACCUAAUCUACAGAGAUCUCAAGCCAGAAAACUUGCUGAUCGAUUCGCAGGGCUAUUUGAAAGUAACAGACUUUGGUUUUGCGAAACGUGUCAAAGGGCGAACAUGGACCCUGUGUGGUACGCCUGAAUAUUUGGCGCCCGAAAUUAUAUUAAGCAAGGGAUAUAAUAAAGCUGUCGACUGGUGGGCUCUUGGAGUUCUAGUAUACGAGAUGGCUGCUGGUUAUCCACCAUUCUUUGCAGACCAACCUAUACAGAUAUACGAGAAAAUUGUCUCGGGCAAAGUACGUUUUCCAUCACAUUUUGGUUCUGACCUAAAAGACCUACUGAGGAAUUUGCUACAAGUGGAUCUAACCAAACGAUUUGGAAAUCUGAAGAAUGGUGUCAACGAUAUCAAAGGACACAAGUGGUUUGCAUCAACAGAUUGGAUUGCAGUGUUUCAGAAGAAAAUUGAAGCUCCGUUUAUUCCUAGGUGCAAAGGACCUGGAGAUACAAGCAAUUUUGAUGAAUAUGAGGAAGAAGCAUUAAGAAUCUCUUCAACAGAAAAAUGCGCCAAAGAGUUUGCCGAGUUUUAAGGUACGCAAACUGUCUAUUUUAUUUAGAUACAUUUAUACAUUUUGUUUUCGCAGCCUCAGUACACAAUUAAUAAUACAAUAGGAGGACCAAACUGUUUAUGAGAAAUUCUGCUUGUAUUAAAAUUAUUAUGAUUUAGUAGGUUUUUACUAAGAUGGCUUUGUUUAGCCAGUGGCGUUCGCAGGAAAUACAUUUUGUUCAAGAGUCAGAAAACUCAGAAAAAUUGUUAUUAUAUCACUGUGUGGAUAUAUAUAUAUAUAUAUAUAUAUAUACCAUGCUGAACUAAAAUGACAAUGGUGUAUUUCAAUCAUAUUAAUAUACUUGGGUAUAUUUUUACAAUGUCAAAAUCUUGCUCUACGUUAGAUAAGAUACAAUCUCUUUUUACAUUGAUUUUGUUUUUUGUUAACUUGUUUACAAAAUCUGAAUUCAUAUAUUUCUUUUGAUCCUUUCUUAUUGUUAGAUUUUGACAAAUUGGGACUUUAGAGACAUAAUAGAUA